UCUCUCUCUCUCUCUCUCUCUCUCUCUCUCUCUCUCGUGAGUCUCUCACAAGAGUUAUCAGACGGCCAGCCUCCUGGCAGCAGAGACUAUUCCACACAACACUUCGACGAACACAUACAAACACACAGACAUAGACACACACGCACAAACGCGCGCGCACACACACACACACACACACACACACACACACACACACACACACACACACACACACACACACAAAACAACAUGCGUCAAAGAAAGACCCGCAGCGGCGAGCUUUCGCAGUAACCCUCCUCAUCCUCGGGAGAUGAUGGCCAGCCGGUGCGGAGACGCAAACACCGGACUAAACACGACCGGUGAUGAUGAUGCGACGAAGACCACGAAGAACACCACGGCUCUCCCGCGCUGGAUGCGGCUUUAUUUCUAUGGCAUGCACGGGGUGGCCGUGGACGUCCUGCUGUCUUCAUUCUGGGGGAUCGUUUUCGAGCGGGACCCCAAAUUGGUAGGCUACUCCUCGCCGUACCUGUGCCUCGCUCACUGCCUCACCCACUGGGCGCUGGAGCGGCUCCACGCGCGGAGGAAGCUGUUCCCCGUUGGUCCCGCGGUGUUCUCGCUCGUGCUCUACCCUUGCGUGUACAUUGGCCUGCACAUCCUCCUCCUCGAGAGUGUAAACAUAGGCUCGCGGGCGGGACCGGGGCUCGCGCUGGCUGGGGUGACCCCCUUGCAGAUCGCGGUGCAGUACCUCGUGGCGCUAUACUUCUCCCGCGUCUUCCACCCGUGGCUGUCCCGACUACGGUACCACCACCCCCGCCCCCACCCCGGCUUCACGGAGCACAAAAACGGGGUUCAGGUGGCCGAGCAUGGGGGCCUCAAGGGUAUCCCGGAACACGGACUCAACGGUCUCCCGGACAUGGCCCACUUGGUGUUCUACGGCAUGCACGGCUUCCUGGACGAGGUGGUGUUCACCGCCGCCUUCAACCUGAUGGAGCGGCGCGCGCUCGGCGGCCACACGUCCCUGUGGUCCUUCCUGAUGUACGGCACUUGCAGCUUCGUGGUUGAGAAGCUGUACGUGCGCCUGCGCUACGCGUGGGGCUGGGGCACGUGGCGGCGGCUGCCCCUCUACGUGGCCUUUAUCUACGCCUGGGAGCUCACGUCGGGACUCGCGCUGAGGCAGGUGGGCGCGUGCUCGUGGGAUUACUCCCACUACCCGGGUAACUUCAUGGGGUUGGUGACCAUCGUGUACCUGCCCGGCUGGAUGGGACUGAGUCUGUACCAGGACGUCCUGUCCAACGUGCUGUUCCGUGUCCAGUGGGUGGGGGGGUCGGGGGAGGUUAGUGGAAACCGGCCUGACCUGUUCUCGGUGCCAAACACGAAUAGCAACUUCCUGGUGAAGGUGUGA
This is a messenger RNA of Gadus chalcogrammus (walleye pollock), 1381 nucleotides long. RefSeq names its product transmembrane protein 229A (gene tmem229a). The record is from RefSeq and is a predicted model, not a curated record. The transcript has 2 exons. NCBI's taxonomy places the organism in Eukaryota, Metazoa, Chordata, Actinopteri, Gadiformes, Gadidae. Bases 290 to 1381 code for a protein of 363 amino acids.